AUGGAUACAGAGCCUGCAUUGCUGUUGGUAGAUAUAAUAUUUAAAACAUUGUACAUUUAUGAUGAUCGUGGGUCAAGGAAAGCUGUUGAUGGCAUCACUACAAAAGAGGAACUUAAAGAUGCACGUAUCCCAUACAAAGAUAGUCCUGAGUUUGUAUGGUUGUUGAAGGAGUUCUCAAGUACCUCAAGCAAAUCAUCUUCUUUGUUUGAGCAAUGCAAGCCAACGUUUCUGGAUAUAUAUCUUAGGGCAAUUUUAAAUGCAAGGGAAAAGCCAGCAAAGGGUCUUAGUCUUAGUCAAGCUUUUCAUCCACUUUUUAGACAUAUGUUACAUGAAGAUUUCGAAAACAGUGUGCUUCCCUCUGCUGUUAAAAUGCGGAAACGUAACCCUGAGAUUGUACUGGAAUCUGUUGGGAUUCUCUUGAAUUCAGUCAACCUUGAUUUAAGUAAGUACGCGGUCGAAAUUAUUUCAGUGGCAUUCCCACAGGCUGGGCAUGCAGAUGAAGGCAGAAGGGUUGGGGCGCUGGCAAUUAUACGAUGUGUGAGCCAAAAGUCUAGUAAUCCAGAUGCUUUAGAAGCAAUGUUCAAUGCUGUCAAAUCUAAUGGAAUGGAAGGGAAAGUUGUAAUGAACAGCGAAUGGAAUGAGAAAGGAAGGUUUCAAUUUGAACAGGGUUAG
Prunus armeniaca (apricot) is the source of this 672-nucleotide messenger RNA. The record is from the annotation of a GenBank genome assembly. Lineage: Eukaryota; Viridiplantae; Streptophyta; Magnoliopsida; Rosales; Rosaceae.